GGAGUUAAGGGUAAGAUGUUUGAAAUUGUAAAUUUUUACAUUUUUAUACAAUUUUGCUCAUACAUUUUAUGUGUAUUAAAAUAGUUUCUAACGCAUAUUACCUAAUAUUAAUCAUUUUAAUUAUUAAUUAACGUAUUUCUUCAGAAAAUUAUAUUUUAGUAGGACACCAUUUUCGUCGGCUCUUAUAGUUGAUGACAGCGCCAACGUGCUAAAUUGUAGAAUUUUUUGUUGAAAUGCCCCCUAUAUCCAGCGUGGUUAACCUAGCGUUUUGUUGAGAUUUUAAAUCUUCAUUUCAUUUAAAAUUACGAGCGAAAUUAAUAUUAUAAUAUAUAACAUAAGUCUGAUUAUAUGCGUUAAAAUGGCGUCUAUUCAAAUACAGAUACUGCUUCUAUUUACGUCUAUGUUUCAUACGAGUUGUUUUCACAUUUCAAACCGUUUAUUAUUUAUACUAAAAUUGGGUUUUUCAAUCAGUUUACUUCGAAUGUGGAAACGCUGAAUGAAAAUGGGUACAUUUACAGAAACUCCGACCAUUAAAUUGGAGGAAACGGCUGAAACUGUUACCGAAAUCCAAUCAUACUUAGCAGGUUUUCAAAAAGAAAUUGGAGAUACCACAAUACAUCCAAACACAGGUAAUGGAGAAAAUGAAGCAGAGAAUGAGCAAGAAGAAGGAACAUAUUUUGUGGACCAAGCAGGGCAUUAUUAUUUUCAAGCUAAAGGUCAAAGUCAACCUGUGAUGACUGUUAUGCCAACAAUUACGGGUUCUGGUGAUUCAAGUGAAUUUGUUAUUAGUCAGGACAAUGAUGAAGGAGAAGAAGAUAAUGAGCCAAUCAUUCAACAAGCUGACAACAAUCAAAUUCUCAUUAAUUCUGGAAAUGCAUACCAAAGGGUUACGGUGGUACCAGCUGAUAAUAACACUGGAGAAUUGAGUUAUGUACUUAUUGUUCAAGAUCCUUCUGAUAUUAAAGAUGGAGAUCAAAGUGACGGAGAACAAGAUAUGGCAGUAUACGAUUUUGAUGAUGCUGAAGAUGGUGGUAUAAUAGAUUCUGAAGCUGAAGAUGACAAAAGUAAAAUAGUGAAACUCAUACCCAGAAAAUCGCAAGUUGUUGCUCAGGCACACAUGUGCAACUAUUGUAACUAUACGAGCCCAAAACGUUACCUCCUUUCUAGACAUAUGAAAUCCCACUCUGAAGAACGUCCUCAUAAAUGUAGCGUAUGCGAAAGGGGUUUCAAGACUUUGGCUUCGUUACAGAAUCACGUCAAUACACAUACUGGUACUAAACCACAUGCUUGUAAAUUUUGUGACGCCGCUUUUACAACCUCAGGUGAAUUAGUUCGUCAUGUUAGAUAUCGUCACACACAUGAGAAACCCCACAAAUGUACGGAAUGUGAUUAUGCUAGUGUAGAAUUGUCAAAAUUGAAGCGCCAUAUUCGUUGUCAUACUGGAGAAAGACCUUACCAAUGUCCGCAUUGUACCUACGCGAGUCCAGAUACUUUCAAACUUAAAAGGCAUCUUAGAAUUCAUACUGGAGAAAAACCUUACGAGUGUGACAUCUGUCAUACUCGAUUUACACAGUCAAACAGUCUUAAAGCGCAUAAAUUAACUCAUAACAUUGGGGACAAACCAGUUUUUCAAUGUGAUUUGUGCCCUACAACAUGUGGCCGUAAAACAGAUUUACGUAUUCACGUACAAAAGUUACAUACUUCGGAUAAACCUCUUAAGUGUAAGAGAUGUGGAAAGUCUUUUCCAGAUAGAUACAGUUAUAAGCUUCACAAUAAAUCGCAUGAAGGGGAGAAAUGUUACAAAUGUGAUCUAUGUCCAUAUGCUUCAAUAUCGGCACGUCAUCUCGAGUCGCAUAUGCUUAUACAUACCGAUCAAAAACCUUUUCAAUGCAAUCAGUGCGAUCAAUCAUUUCGUCAAAAACAACUUCUCAAGCGACAUCAAAAUCUUUAUCAUAAUCCUCACUAUGUACCUCCACCUCCUCGAGAAAAAACCCACGAAUGUCCUGAAUGUACUCGAGCUUUUAGACAUAAGGGGAACCUCAUUAGACAUAUGGCAUUCCAUGAUCCAGAUCCAAAUAUACAAAAGAAGCAGUUGGAAUUGAAACUAGGAAGACAGAAGAAAAUACAAAUGAUAGAUGGACAACAGGUUGAAGUGGUACAAGGAAUUGGUUCCGAAGAAGAGGAAGAGAUUGAUAUGAUGGCUGUGGAAGGUUCAGAUGGGCAACAAUAUGUUGUUUUAGAAGUUAUCCAAUUAGCCGAUGGAGAAGAACAAACAAUGGUUGUAGGAGAUGGUUCUGGAGAAUUAUUAAGUGAAACGAUUUUACCUGAUCACGAUCUGAAUGAUGAAGAAGUAAUAAAAGCUCUACAAUCUGCACGACGAGUGACUAAACAAGAAUUAGAAGAUGAAGAGAUGGAAGAGAAAAAAGUUGCUACUGACAUGGAAAACUGUUUUGGAUUUGAUGAAGAAGAUGAUGAUGAUGAUGAUGAAGGAGUAAGGACUGGAAAAGAUCAAAUAACUUUACUUGAUAGCAUCCAUUAGAAAUAAGUAUUCUAAUUAAUUUUUCUUUUUAAUAUUUAUAAUUAUCACUUUAUUUUUUAUUCAUCAUGAAUAUUGUAGAAUUGAUAAUGCACUUGUAAAUUUUUGUAAAUAAAACAUACACUUUUACAUUGAUCUGUUUAUCGAAUUGUAAAUACGGAUAUUACUUUGUUGGUAAGUUAAAGUAUUGAAUAAACAAUUUUAUUGGUUUA
This is a messenger RNA of Diorhabda carinulata, 2748 nucleotides long. RefSeq names its product transcriptional repressor CTCF-like. The record is from RefSeq and is a predicted model, not a curated record. The transcript has 11 exons. NCBI's taxonomy places the organism in Eukaryota, Metazoa, Arthropoda, Insecta, Coleoptera, Chrysomelidae. Bases 497 to 2539 code for a protein of 680 amino acids.